Cyprinodon variegatus (sheepshead minnow) is the source of this 8637-nucleotide messenger RNA. RefSeq names its product zinc finger ZZ-type and EF-hand domain-containing protein 1-like. The transcript is spliced from 48 exons. Gene Ontology annotation, molecular function: zinc ion binding; calcium ion binding; ubiquitin-like protein ligase activity. Lineage: Eukaryota; Metazoa; Chordata; Actinopteri; Cyprinodontiformes; Cyprinodontidae. Gene Ontology annotation, biological process: protein ubiquitination; regulation of synaptic plasticity. Gene Ontology annotation, cellular component: postsynapse. Bases 134 to 8455 code for a protein of 2773 amino acids. The record is from RefSeq and is a predicted model, not a curated record.
GCGUGAAUGCGGUAGUGGAGUCCUGGCUGUAGGUUGACGUUACAGAGAUCUGUGUACAGACAGAACCCCUACCAGCCACACCAGCGGGGGCCGUGGGGUCUACCAAGGAGAGCCCGAGGCGGGUUCAACCAGCAUGGGGAACCGAGAGAGCGGCUGCGGCGGAGGGAGCGGCGACGAGGAGGACAUGGAGACGGAGAGUCCCGGUUUCGCGGAAGACAACCUGGCCUCUGCGGCCAUUGGCGGAGCCGUCGGAGGCACCGGUUCAGGGAGAAACGGAAGAGGGUCCAAUAACCCCCCCGCGGCCACCGAGGGACCCCCCAGCCCCGCAGUCCUCUUAGAACAAGUGAAACUCAGAGAGGCGGCCGCCCGUGUCAGCGACUCGGGGGUCACCAUUCACGAGUCCGUCCUGUCCGGGAACGAGGGCGUCCUGAUCCGGUGGCUGGAGGACCGGCUGAACCGCGGCGAGGAUUCCGUCAAUGUUGAGCAGUUCUGUGAAAUGCUGGAGAGCAGAGAUGCUCCCAGGAAUGAAUGCGAGGAGGCGUUUGGACAGUUUGAUGCAGAGGGGGAUGGAGUGGUGGACAUAGAGACCAUGCUGAUUGCACUAAAGAACUCCAAUGGAGCUAAUCUACAGGGAGAACUGAGUCAUGUGAUAAGACAGCUCCAGGCGUGUUCCCUAACACCAGGUUUUGUCGACAUAUUUUCUAAGAGCAAAGACAGAUUAGGAUCUCACGCCUCGAAGAUCCUCAAAUUCCUACACAGGAACCGUAUUCCCAGCAGUGCCAUCCCUUUCCCCAUUUUAGAGGGCUACAACAGCAUCUGCACCAUGAGGUCCAGUGUGGUUCAAGACUUCUUGGAGUUCCUCCUGCAGAAGGAGAAAGAUUUAGAUAUUCAGUACAGAGCAGCGCUCGACCGUGAUCCGGAUGUAGAUAAGGUCAAGGUGGUCACCCAGUGCUAUAGCACUAUAGAAGCUUCCUCCAAUGUCCCUGACGUCUAUAAGAUGACCAACGGAGAAACGUCAUCUUUCUGGCAGUCGGACGGCAGCGCCCGCUCACACUGGAUACGGCUGAAGAUGAAACCAGAUGUGGUUCUGAGGCGUCUGGCUAUUGCCGUGGCUUCCAACGACCACAGCUACAUGCCUCAGCUGGUCUCGGUAUCUGUGGGGAAGACACGGCGCUCCCUGCAGGAGAUCAGAGACAUCCGUAUACCCAGCAACGUCACGGGCUACGUGGCUCUGUUAGAGAACGCCAACAUCACCCACCCCUACGUCCAAAUCAACAUCAAGCGAUGCCUGAGUGACGGAUGCGACACGCGCAUCCACGGGUUGAAGACGCUGGGUUACCAGAUCACCAAGAGCAAAGAGGUGUCCGUGUCGGACGCCUCGGCCAUCUGGUACCUGUCUCUGCUCACCUCUUUGGUCACCGCGUCCAUGGAUACCAACCCCGCCCUGGCUCAAACCGUGCUCCAAAUCACACAGAAAGCCUUGCAGCACAUGCCUCCACUGUCGCUGACGCCAUCCUCCACUGAGUUCCCCAAGUUCUUCUCCCUAAACAUACUGGAGGAGGUGGACGGCUUUCUCCUCCGGAUCGCAAACUGCUGCGUGAGCCCCGACGCAGAGAUGACUCUCUUGGCUUUCGCUCUGGCCAGAGGCAGUGUGGCCAAAAUCCUCCAGGCCCUGUCCUGCAUCAGCGAUCAUCUCCAGAUCAAGUACAAGGCCUCAUCCGUCAUCCUCUCCAUGGCUUCUGUUAGGCUCCGGUUGCUUUACUGUAACGGGAAGCCGCUCCAGCUGCACCUGCAAGCCUGUGACGUCAAAAGUAAAGAGGAGAAGUCAGGCCCAGAGAACAUGCUUAGCGAUUCUUCUACCGGAGAUGGUUUUCUCACAGAAAGCGGCAGGAAGAAAGCCAGCGUGAUCCUUUCCACGGAGGACCAGAGCAACUUCCAGGUCACUCAGAUGAAGAUCAAAGUGCGGAAAGGAGCCAUUGGGGCCAAGUGUGGCUUGGUGUUCGCCUACAUGGAGGACGACUCCUUUGAUGCAGAGAAACAUUUCAAGAGGUUCAAAAAGUACGACUCGUGGAACUACAAGGACUACAAGGAGUUUGUACAGGACAGUGGGAGGAUUUCAGCGCAGAGUGAGGAUGAGCCGAUCGGCUGGUUUGAGCUGGAAGAGGACUGGAAUGAUGUGGAGAUCAAGCUGCAGCAGUGCCGCGUCGCCAAGUUCCUGAUGGUGAAAUUCCUCUGCACCAGGCAGGACUCAGCCGAGCGGCUCGGUGUGCAGAACCUCAGCUUCAGUGGCUACCUUUGCCCCGGAACAGAGAGGCUGGUUGACCUGGACGACCUCAGCAGCCAGGGGGAGAGUCUGGAUCAUGAUGGUGUCUCUGGCCUUUGUCUAUUAAACAAGACACUUUUCUUCAUACAGCAGCUCACACGAGACACGGAUGCCUCACACUUCAAGCAGAAGUAUCUUCUGGACUUCGGUGGUCUCAGCCUUAACCUUUUCUGGAACUUCUACAAUAAACUCAGGGAGAUUGAAGGAGAGGAGGUGUUGAAAAGCAGAGUUCUCCUGCUUCAGUUGAUGCAGAACUGUUUCCCCAUGCUGCCAAACCCCACGGAGCCCCAGGACACAGAGGGGAGUAAAGACCCAGAGGAAGGAGCCUCUGCAGAAGCAGGUCCAUCAGUGUUUAGCAGCAGGGAUCCUCCGGGUCUCUCUGAGGCCGUAUCAGAGCUCUACGCUCACCUCUGUCACAUUGUCGACGGUCCAGAGGGAGAGACGACAAUGGAGAAGAUUUUACACAAAGAAGCGGUUAAGGCCAUUCUGAAUGGAGCUGCCGUUUUCUUCCCCGAUAAACUCAACAGGCGGGAUAAACUCUUUCACAUGAUGAAAAAUAUAAGUGAGGACGAUCAGCCAGAGUCUGUGAAGGUGACAUUUGAAUCUCUUUGUAAUUAUUUCAGUAACCAGGAUCCCAGCGGCCUUCUGCUGCUGCCGCCCAAAGGAGCUCCUUCAGACUUCGACAUCAGCCCCAUACUGUUAGUCAUGGAGACGCUGCUGCUUGUCGCCUCCAGAGAGUGUGAGGUUCUGAUGGUGGAUGGAAGGACUGGAGCCAGCAGGACAGUGCUGCUGUCCUUGUUCUGGGCGCUGCAGGGCAGCUUGCUCUCCUGGUGCUACCUGCAGCUCAACAGUGGAACCUCCACGGCUGCUGCUUCUGAGCUGGCCAGAGACAUCCUCCUAAAAUAUGUGGAUCAAUUCCUUGGAAGUAUCAGUGCUGUGCUGGGUUCCCUUCUUGAAAGGUUCACCAGCAGUGAAAUUACAGACAAACUGGGCAGCUCCAUCCUGGCCACAGUCUUCAGACAGAUGAUGAUUUUCCUCCUGGAGCUGUGUUUUUUGGACAUCCCUCACAGUGUGCUGCUGAAGAGCUUCUCCUCGCUGGUGGAGCUCAUCAAAAAACUGUCGAGUGACACGGGAGACAUCUUCUCUAAGGUGGAUCAAGAAAGCUCGCACCAGCCCCAGAAGCCGGUGGUGCUCAGGACCUGGAACAUGGAGUCCCCUCACAACUACGAGAACAGCCGACAUGAGACCACCGUCUUCGCUUGUCCCGGUGCAACCUCGUUCGAGGUGGAGUUUGACGAACGCUGUGAGACAGAGAAGAGAUAUGACUAUCUAGAAUUCACCGACUCCAGAGGCGGGAAGGUGCGCUACGAUAUGAAGGUUGGAAGUGAAAAAUGGCCAAAGAAGGUGACGUUCGACACUGGCCCUCAGCUGCAGUUCUUGUUCCACUCCGAUAGCAGCAAUAAUGAGUGGGGUUACAAGUUCACUGUGACGGCGCUGGGUCUGCCAGAUAUCACCAUUUCCUGGAUGUCAGACCUGCAGCUGCUGGUGGCUCGUCUCAUGGGUCGCCUGGCAUCCAGAACCCUGGCGCUGAAAUCCCCCCACGAGAUCCGCAGUGUGAAGGAGCUUCCUCCAGGAAAGAUGUUACACGUUCAGGCUUCACCUUUAUGGAAGCCCAUCCUGCGACACGGCUUGUGUGAAACACGGGACAGGAACACGGCGAGAACAGCCCCUGAGCAGUCGGACGCAUCAAGUUCAGAUGAGAUGUUGUUCUUCCUGGAGGACUUUGCCCGUUGGAACCCUUCACAGGAACCAUCAGACCACAAAGCAGAGCUAAUGCGGACCCUCGUGCAGGCUUGCAGAAAGCACCCAAUGAGCAGUGAGAUUGUGGCGGGAUCAAAGGUGGACCAGGCUGUGAACGCCAUCUGGGCGGCCAUGGUUUACCACACGCCGGCCCUCAACCAGGCGCUGAAGUCAUACGUUAAUCAAGAUUGCAAGUCCUUUCUGUGUGAAGAAUUUGUGCAGGUUUACCUUCUGGCUGACAGCAUCAGAACCUGGAUGCUGGAGAUGAAGCAGCGAUACCUGGUCGGCAAAAUGAACACAUAUGAUGAUAAAGAAGGCAGUCAGGAAGAGGUUACCAUAGACUCGCUGGCUGAGAUGUGCAUCGAGAAGAGCCUCUUGCUGUUUCGCUUUGCCCCGUGUGGAAGAUCCUGUCAGGGUGGCGAGCCGUCUAAAGCGCCAGAGGGCAGCGUCUCUCCGCUGCUCCGCUCCAAAUCCGUGUCAGAAGGAGACUUCCAGCCCAGCACCUCACUGGGUCCGCAGCCGGGCCUACCUGACGACGCCAGGCAGGGACAGAGCCAGCCGAACCCUGAGAACCACAGGGGAGGCCAUGGCGAGCUCUCAGAGGGUCUCCUCUCCCAGCCCAAGGAGCCGGCCUCCCCUUCCACUUUCCCCCGUAAAGCGCCGUUCAGUCGCUCUCGCCUUCGCCUGCUCUCCUGCCGCUCCCUUGAGGAUUCCAACAUUGUGCCCUCUGUCAAAGAGCGCUACCCGAUCCUGAAACACAUCCUGAACUUCAUGAAGGAUCAGGCUCUCACUACAGCAAGCAUCCUCCACACCCUGGCCCUGAACACAGCGCAGGCCCUGAGUGUGUGCAAGGUGCUGGAGACGAUUCAGCAGUGUCUGCGUUCUCUGGGGCAGCCGCACCUCUUCCAGCCUCCCUGCAUCCUGUUCCUGCAGGAGCUGCUGGCGUGUCAGAAGGACUUCACCAGUUAUUUCUCUCAGUUAUCGGACAGCGGGGAGAAACUGGGAGAGGAGGUCAGACGCUCUUACCACCAGCUGGUUCUCAUGCUGGUGGAGGCCAUGCAGGCUUUCAACGAUCUCAACGAGAAAGCUCUGCUCCCAGCCCUGUCGUGUGUGCAGAGCUGCUUUCUGCACCUCCUAGACAUGAACUGGGAGGUGCAGGACCUGCCUCUCUUCCUGAGCAUAAAGCUUCCAGACCUCCUUUUCGCCAUGUCCCAGGAGAACAUCAGCGUUCACGACAUCGCCAUCAGUCAGUGGACAGAGGAGGACGAAAUCGCAGACUACAAGAAGAACCAGGAAUGGAUGGAUGAGUGUAUGGAUGGCAUGUUUGAAAAGUGGUACGACAAGAUCGAUGAAGAGGACUCCAUGGAGGACAGGAGGAAGAUGCACAUGUUCAUCGCCCGCUACUGUGACCUACUGAAUGUGGUGAUCUCCUGUGAUGGCUGUGAGAGGAUGGCUCCCUGGCAUCGUUAUAGAUGUCUGCAGUGCAUGGAUAUGGACCUCUGCAAGACCUGCUUUCUCAGUGGAGCCAAGCCUGAGGGCCACGAGGAUGAUCAUGAAAUGGUCAACAUGGAGUACGCCUGUGAUCACUGCCAGGGCCUGAUUGUUGGCAGCAGGAUAAACUGUAACGUCUGUGAGGACUUUGACUUGUGCUUCGGUUGCUACAAUGCAAAGAAAUAUCCUGACAGCCACUUGCCCACCCAUCGCAUCACCGUGUAUCCUAUGGUGACCAUACGGAUCAGCGACCGCCACCGCCUCAUCCAGCCUUACAUCCACAACUACUCCUGGCUCCUGUUUUCCGCUUUGUCUCUGUAUACGUCUGAGCUGAGCAGUGAGAGGCAAGUGGAGGGAGAAUGUUUGGACGGCAAAGCCCUGGAACUGGCUUCAACGCUGCAGACUCAAUGCUCCCAACUUAUCACCGACUGCCUGCUCAAAGGUCAGACGGGCAAAGGCCUCCGCUCCUCCAACUUGCUUGCUCUGCUGUCCUCUAAUGAAUCGGUGUCAGAGAGCGAGCUGGGUCCGGCAUCUCCUCAGACCUCCCAGGAGCUGAGUUCAGCCACAGACGCCUCCUCGCUUCCAGGCAGCACCGCAGCAGUCUGCUCUCCCUCGUCUCCUAAGGAAAAGCUAAAGGACAAAACUGCAGAGGAGCUGAGUAUUCCUCCUGACCUACCCAUGCAACCAGAUGGAGAUAAAAAGCAGCUGGUUGCUCAGGACACCCUAGACUCAGCGUCAGGAUCAGGACCAGGGACACUCAACUCCCCGGCAUCAGAUGUUGUCAAGGAGACGGAUGAGAGGCUGCCGCAGGUUCCCCUGCAGGAGCACGUGUUUUCUGAGUGCUCCAGAGAGAGGAUCGUAGGACUGCUGGCAGCCAUGCUCCCAUCAGCAAAGCCAGUAUGUCAAGCUAAAGGCUUUUACAGGGACAGCAGCCUCAGUCUGUCCAGCCUGAGCUCCAUCCUGCCACACCUUUUCAGAGCAGUUAUUUCCAACGCCGGCUCUCUGAACGAGACCUACCAUCUCUCCCUCGGCCUCCUGGGUCAGCUGCUACUUCGAAUCGCUCCGGCGGAAGCAGACGGCGCCGUCACAGAGGCGCUGGCGGACAAAUACGAGCUGCUGACACAAGGAGACAGCGCUUGUUCAGACACUCAGGGCUGGAAGACCACCCAGCUGCUGUUCAGCCUCGGGGCGGUCUGUCUAGACAGCCGUAUCGGUCUGGAUUGGGCGUGCACGGUGGCAGACAUCUUACACACUCUUAACACCUGUCCUGAUUGGAGCACGGUCAUCGCUGCCUUCACUGACCACUGCAUCCAGCAGCUUCCCCAGACUCUAAAACGGACCAACCUUUUCACCCUGCUGGUGCUGGUGGGCUUCCCUGAGGUCCUCUGUGUGGGCACCCAGACGGUGUUCAUCGACAACGCCAACGAGCAGCACAACAUGAUCCUGCUGAAACACUUCACAGAGAAGAACCAUGCUGCAGUGGUAGACGUUAAGACACGCAAGAGGAAAACCGUGAAGGAUUACCAGCUUAUCCAGUCCCAGGAUUCAACGACAGCCAGUCUCCCAGCUCAGACAGGGAGUCAAAGCUGCCAAAAGACUCUUCUGAGUCGCUACCUGACCAAUUUCACCUCCAUAAUUGGUCAUUUAUUACAAGCGAACCAGGAUAACGGCUUUCCUGAUGCUGUGGAGGCUUCCUGGGUGCUUUCUCUGGCCCUCAAAGGUCUUUACAACACACUGAAGAAGCAUGGCGUGGAGCACGCACACGAGGCCAUCCAGCAGUCCGGGCUGACCCAGCUGCUCGUCAGGAAGUGCAGCAAAGGGACGGGCUUCAGCAAGCUGUGGCUGCUGCGAGACCUGGAGAUCCUCUCCAUCAUGCUGUACUCCUCCAAAAGGGAGAUUCACUCCAUGGCUCAGGACCCCGAGCGGGACCAAAGGGAGCAGGACAAGGAGCACGACUCAGACCACUCCUGCGGCGGCGUAGAUGAGGUCGACGCCAACAAGCCCGACCCAUUGGAAGGUCUCGAUGAGGAGACGAAGAUUUGCUUCCUGAUCACCCAUGAUGCCUUAAAUGCUCCCCUGCCGAUUCUGCGAGCCAUGUAUGAGCUGCAGAUGAAGAGGACGGACUCCUUCUUCCUGGAGGUGCAGAAGAGGUUUGAUGGAGAAGAGAUCAAAACGGAUGAGAGCAUCAGGACUCUGGCUCAGAAAUGGCAGCCUUCCAGGAGGCCUCGCUGUGAGGAGAGAAACACCAAAGCUGUGGACACUGACAUGAUAGUGAUUUCCUGCAUGUCUAAACCCAGCCACUGUGAAAAGGCCACAGAGGAAAUCAAUGUUGUGGCCCAAAAGCUCAUCACCAAUUCAGAGAGCGACUUGCAGCUCAGCUACGCCAAACAGAGGCGCUCCAAAAGCUCCGCUCUCCUUCACAAGGAGCUGGACGUCCGCAGCAACCGGGCAGUUCGUCAAUACCUGGUGAAGGUCAACCAAGCCAUCGCCACGCUUUACGCUCGCCACGUCCUGGCCUUGCUGUUGGCCGACUGGCCCGCGGAGGCGCCGCUGAGCGAGGAGGCGCUGGAGCUGAACGGGGCCUCGCACAUGGCUUACAUCUUGGACAUGCUGAUGCAGCUGGAGGAGAGACCCCUCUGGGAGAAGAUUCUGCAGAGGGUGCUGAAGGGCUGCAGCCAGAGCAUGCUGUCCAGUCUGUCUCUCACCGCUUGCCAGUUCAUGGAAGAGCCGGGAAUGGCUGUACAGGUCAGAGAGUCCAAACACCCAUAUGACAACAACACCAACUUUGAGGUAAGUGGAUCGUUUUGGCGACAUAUAAACUUCACAAGUUCUAUAUUGUGAGUCUAACAGUAGGAUUAACAAAUAAAACAUGAGAACUGGUGCCUCUCAACUGGAAAAUUGAAUUUAUACAUUUAAAGAAACAGGACACAUCUUUAUAGACACUUGCUUAUUGUGUGGUAAUGUUGAUUAUGGUUUAGAGCUGAGCUAAAACUAUAAAUUUACUUUUUAAUAAUAUUCAACUC